This is a messenger RNA of Amphiprion ocellaris (clown anemonefish), 964 nucleotides long. It is a transcript of the gene sspn, whose product is annotated as sarcospan (Kras oncogene-associated gene). Bases 127 to 597 code for a protein of 156 amino acids. The transcript is spliced from 3 exons. NCBI's taxonomy places the organism in Eukaryota, Metazoa, Chordata, Actinopteri, Pomacentridae. The record is from RefSeq and is a predicted model, not a curated record. Gene Ontology annotation, cellular component: dystrophin-associated glycoprotein complex; sarcolemma.
AGGGAAGGGAAGGGAAGGGGAGAAGAGGCAGACGGCAGGCAGGCAGGCUCACCCAACCCCAAACACUGCAACAGUGAAAAGUCGUGAGGACAAACAGGGAAAAAGAGUGUGAAGACAGGAGGAGAAAUGGGACAGGGGCAGAAAGGUUCCUCAGACAAGACGGAGGGAAAGGAGAAGAGACAUGACUUCCCACCGCCAGAGGACGGCCAUAAGUGCAGGGUCUGUCGUUUCCCUCUGCUCGUCGCCCUGCUCCAGCUGCUGUUGGGGGUGGCAGUCACGGCUGUGGCCUUCCUUAUGUUGGCUAUCAGCCCCUCACUCUCGGCCAGGGAGACGCCACAUUGGGCUGGGAUCAUUUUGUGUUUAGUCUCCAUCCUGGGCUUCAUCCUGUACUGUGUCACCUACCUGCCCGAUGAGAGGACGUCUAUGCAAUUCAUUGCCAAGCUGCAUGCCUUCGUCCACCCGGCAUCCGUUGACUCGUCCCGCCUGCCGUCUUUGGAGCUGAAGCUGGAUUGGAACAGACCAAAGUACAGUCCAAUCACGAUGCCAGCUGCCUCUCAAAAGGCUCCUUCAUCUGGCAGGUGGCGCCACUUCUUCUGAGGGGAAGCUGAGCUGGCCCAGCAGAACUUUGGAGAUGUGUUCCAGUGGUUGGUGGCUGUGUGGGGAGAAAGAGAGGGACCUUUGAAUUGUUCAGAAAGGAAAACAGGGAACCCAUUGGUAGUUUUAGUUGAGGGUGCUACUACGGUGUGUUUUUGGGCUUGAAGAGGUGAACAGGAAGAGUUUUUUUUCGUAUUGAUUAUCUUUUACUUUGUUCCUGGUUGGAAUGCCCAUCAAUGUCAACAUGAAGUUCACUUUUAGUUCUGUUUAUUUAUUUUUAUUUUACUAACACGCAUUUGUUUUUAACCUCCUCACAUAUGUUGUUGUAAACUUACUCUUUCAAAUAAAUUCUCGUCUAACCCUCUGGAAA